AUGCGCUCCUCUGUGCUCUUCAGCUUGGCGGCGUCCCUCAUCACCGUCACCGCUGAGUGCUACGGCAACUUCUCCCUCAGCUGCACCGGCGUGAGCCUCUUCCACGGCUUCUUCCUCGGUGCUACCUGUGCGACCUGCUGCAACUCGGACGCCGACAGCGUCGUGGACGAGUCCGAGACCCAGAAUGAGCUCGACCUGACCAUGUGCAUCGGCCUCAACCAAACGAGCGGCCAUAUGAAGUGGGAGGUGUACGGCAAAUUCUCCAACUACUGCAAUAACUGCACCAUGCUCCAGGCCGUUGGCAAGCCGAGCCACCUGCUCACUUGUUUCUGUGAGCCGUUGGUUGGCAGCCACGGUCCUGUCCAGUCGACACUCAACCUGGACGAUGGCAUUAGCAAUGACAGGGGUACUCUCAAGUGUGCUGGUGGCAUGGCAAAUCUGGCUCCCGGCAAGACGAAUUCUGGCAAGAGUGAUUAG
Chaetomium strumarium is the source of this 477-nucleotide messenger RNA. RefSeq lists its product as uncharacterized. The transcript is spliced from 3 exons. Lineage: Eukaryota; Fungi; Ascomycota; Sordariomycetes; Sordariales; Chaetomiaceae. The coding region runs from base 1 to 477 and encodes 158 amino acids. The record is from RefSeq and is a predicted model, not a curated record.